AUGGAAGCCCUAAUUUCUUUCUCUUCCCUCCCAAAAUCCCCUUCAUUUCCCAAUGUUCCAACUACCACUAACCGUCGCAAGAAUCUCUCUCCUCACUCAUCCUUACUAAAAGACUUAUACACAAGAAAACAAUCUCCACCCAAGACAAGAAAACCCCAACAUCAAAACCCACCAACAAAAAAACACUCUUUGCAUGAAAUAAUCUUCAAACCACUCUUACAUUUCAUAUCCACCACCUUCACCGACGCCGACAUCCCUCCCUAUCUCGACCCAAACCAAGUCCUCUCCGGCAACCUCUCCCCCGUCGACGAGCUCCCCCCGACCGCCUGCGCCGUCGUGGAGGGCUCCCUCCCGCCCUGCCUCGCCGGCGCCUACGUCCAAAAUGGCCCUAACCCUCGCUUCACCCCUCAACCGCCUUACAUAUUUCCCGACGGUGACGGAAUGCUCCACUCCCUCAAAAUCUCCCGCCGCGGCGACGCCGUCUUCUGCAGCCGCUUCAUCAAGACAUUCAAGUACACGACGGAGCAAGGUUAUGGAUACCCGAUUUUCCCCAACAUUGUCGCUUAUUUCUGCAGCAACGUCACUCCAUUGAUGAUUCUCACCGCGGCUCGAGUCCUCCUCGGCCAGUUCAACCCUUUCGCUGACGGCCUCGGCACAGCCAACACUAGCUUAUCCCUGAUCGGCGGCGGCCUCCACGCCCUAAUGGAGACCGAUCUCCCCUACCAGGUAAAAAUCACACCGGAGGGAGAAAUCACCACCGUCGGCCGCCACGAUUUCAAAAGCAGCAACCGUUACCUGACGAUGACCGCGCACCCCAAAACCGAUCCCGACACGGGCGAAUCCUUCGCCUUCCGCUACUUCGUCAUCCCUCCUUUCCUCACCUACUUCAGAAUCGACUCCAACGGAAAAAAGCAGCGAGACGUCCCCAUUUUCUCCCUCAAAAGCCCGUCCUACAUCCACGACUUCGCCGUGACGAAGAGCCACGCCAUAUUCCCCGAUCCGCAGAUCGUGAUAGAGCCUCUCCAGAUCCUGAGGGGGAAGCCGGUGCUGAGAAUCAACGGCGACAAGGUGCCGAAGCUGGGCGUGAUCCGGCGCGACGCGGAGGAUGAGAGGGAGAUGUACUGGAUCGAUGAGCCCGGGAUGAACCUGCUGCACGUGGUCAACGCUUGGGACGAAGACGACGGCGACACCAUCGUCGUCGUCGCGUCGAAUAUCCAACCGGUUGAGCAUGCGUUGGAGAAGUUAGAUUUGGUGCAUUUGUCGUUGGAGAAGAUCGUGAUCGAUGCCAAGACGAAGAAGAUCACCAUGAGGUCUCCUCUUUCGGCCUUGAGUCUCGACUUUGGAGUCAUCAAUCCUCGUUAUGCACAAAAGAAGAACAGGUAUGUAUAUGUGGCGGUGAUGGAGAAGAUGCCGAGGAUGGUGGGAUUGGUGAAGAUGGAUUUGUCGUUGCCUACGGGGGAAUGCACGGUGGGAUGCCGGAUGUAUGGUGCGGGGUGCUACGGAAGCGAGCCAAUAUUCGUGGCGAGGGAGGGAGCGGAGGAGGAGGAUGAUGGGUAUUUGGUGACAUAUGUGAGUAAUGAGAAGACACAAGAAACGCAUUUUGUGGUGAUGGAUGCGAAAUCGCCAAAUCUAGAGAUUGUUGCUGCUGUUAAGCUGCCUCGGAGAGUGCCUCAAGGAUUCCAUUCUAUCUUUGUUAAGGAAACUGACCUACAAACACUCUGAUUCUAGAGUUGAAAUUCGGUGUUUCAAAUAUAUUGUCAUAUAAGUGUUCAGUCAAUCACAAUAUGUUCGAAUUGUUAAAUUUUUAUUUGUAAUUAUGUCACUUCUCACUUGUACAUGUCUAGGUAUAAUAUACUCCAUUGGCUGUGAAUAAAUGUCAUAUAUAUAUUUACAAAUGUAAAGGAUUAUGAAAAAAGUUUGUUGUCCUAUUCA
Messenger RNA from Salvia hispanica, 1932 nucleotides. The record is from RefSeq and is a predicted model, not a curated record. NCBI's taxonomy places the organism in Eukaryota, Viridiplantae, Streptophyta, Magnoliopsida, Lamiales, Lamiaceae.